AUGGAAGAGUUGGAAGCAGAAGAAGAGGACGAUACUGUCUUCAAUCCACCAACCAGGACCUUCUCGUUUAGAUUGGGAAGGAAGCGAAGGAAAUCGAACAGCAGCAAUUCUAGUCAGGAGUAUGACGACGUCAGUCUAUGCAGCCUUAGCAGCUUGGAUAGCGUCGGUAGCUUGGAAAAGCAGUCCUCCUGUAUGAACCAUGUUAUCGCUGUCGCCCAGAAAUCACUGAGCCUCCGCAGCUUGAACCAGGAGGUCUUCCCACCUAACGGACACGCCCCACACGCUAAGCCGGACAGCAGCUUUGUGUCGCCUUACAAGAAACCCGGGCCGACGCCGACCAAGCGACGCGCGAGCAGGCUGUGGAUGGACACCGUGAACGGCGCGUCGCUGAACCUAUCCGUGAAGGAAGUGAAGAGGCAGGAGGCGAUGUUCGAGUUGUACCAGGGAGAGGAGGACAUGCUGGAGGACCUCCGUCUCGCGAAGAAGACCUAUCGCGAUUCGAUGCAGCAGCUGAAGCUGAUGACGGAGGAGGAGCUGCAGUGCGUCUUUGGGAGGCUGGACCGUCUGUUGCCGCUACACGAGGAUUCGGUGAAGCGUCUGAAGCAGGUGCGUGAUUCGGAGACGUACACCAUCGACAGCAUCGGUGACGCGCUGCUGGCAUGGCUGCCGUCGAUGCGAAGUCCGUAUGUGGAGUACUGUGCUAACCAAGUGUACGCCAAGUCGCUGCUGGAUGCGAAGAAGGUUGAUCGCAGAGUACAGGACUUCCUACAGAGGUGCCUCGAGUCUCCCUUCAGCAGAAAACUCGACCUCUGGAGCUUUCUAGACGUGCCAAGAAGCCGACUCGUAAAGUAUCCGAUCCUGCUGAAGGCAAUACUGAAAUACGUGAAGCUCAUUGAAUCCAUCAUCGGGGAGGUGGAUCGCGAGGCGGGUCAGCAGAAGUGCCAGUUUGUCAUCAACCGGCUAGUGGAGAGCGAACACCGCAUCCACCCGCUCAUCCACGAGUCGCACUACCUGCUGUGCGCCGGAGAACUACGCAACAGUCGCGGCACGAAAGUCGACGUGUUCCUGUUCGAGAAGGUUCUCGUCGUCACGCGCAAGAUCACGCGCAACAGUACCGCCCUCUACCAGAUCUACCGCUCACCGCUGCCCGUCGCGGACAUGACCGUCGACGAAAAAGAACAUGGCGGCCUGCAGCGAUCCUCGUUCCGCCGCUCGCUGUCAUCGCUGACCUCGCAGGGUCAAGGUAGGGGGCAGCAGCGGUCGGUGCGCGACCGGGAAACUUGUUUCUACGCGGAAAUGCAUUAA
Priapulus caudatus is the source of this 1305-nucleotide messenger RNA. RefSeq names its product rho guanine nucleotide exchange factor 3-like. Lineage: Eukaryota; Metazoa; Priapulida; Priapulimorpha; Priapulimorphida; Priapulidae. Gene Ontology annotation, molecular function: guanyl-nucleotide exchange factor activity. The record is from RefSeq and is a predicted model, not a curated record. The transcript has 9 exons. Gene Ontology annotation, biological process: positive regulation of Rho protein signal transduction. The coding region runs from base 1 to 1305 and encodes 434 amino acids.